AGCAGGCAUGGCUCAUCCACGAACGCACAGCACUCUGAGUGAGACACGCUCAAGGACUGCAAGCCGACUGGACCAAAACUUAGAGAAUGCAGGAUCUCCGUUAACGUAUGGCACAGAACUUUACGAUCCAAGAACAGCUCAUGGCUCGGUGCUCCAUGAUAAGGAUGACGACUUUACAGGUCUAUCGAAAAGUGAAAUAAAGGAGAAAAGAAAGGCUAUGACGAUGGCGGAAACUGGAGAGACACCUGAUGAAUACGACUUACGUUGGCGGUCUAUCUACAUCACUUAUCUUACUGUGUUCCUUUCAAGUACUGGCUUUUCCUUGGUCUUGCCGUCUAUAUGGCCUUAUAUACAAAGUAUCGACUCGUCGUCAGGAACGCAAUUCCUCGGCUGGACGAUCGCGGUGUUUGGGCUGGCACAGUGUAUCGGUGCUCUUUUCUUCGGCUGGUGGGCAGAUCGUUUUAAAGUCAUCAAAAUUGCAAUGAUAAUAUCAGUAGUUUUGACCAUCAUAGGGAAUAUAAUUUACGCAUACGCUGCUGUGCCGAGUAAUGUUAAUGGCGGUAAGGCGAUGGUAGUUAUUGGUCGAUUUUUCGUUGGUCUUGGCGCAGGUGAUGUUGCUUUAGGUAGAACCUACGUGUCGGCUGCGACGACGAUGACUGAACGCACUAAGGCAGUAGCCACGCUAAGUGCUGCCAUCGCAGUGGGUUACAUCGCAGGGCCGUUGUUACAGACUGCAUUCACCAAGAUUGGCGAGGAAGGGGUCACGUGGGAGGCCAUUCAAUUUACCCUCAACAUGUAUACGACACCAGUUUACUCGAGUGCCUUCCUUGGCAUUCUCAAUGUUAUUCUCCUAGCCUUACGAUUCGUAGACUGUCCUCUGAAUCAAAAUGCAGAAGAAGCCGAAGAAAGUAGAGAAACAAAGAAAGAGGAAGAAUUAAAUCAAUCUGACUUAACACCAUCUAUAGAUUCUGAAGAGAACUUAAUAGAUUGGGUUGCCGUACUGGUAACCUGUUUGCUUUUCUGCAUUACAACGUUUAUAUUUGCUGCUUAUGAUACGUAAGUACCUGCUUACAAAUCUAAGAU
Molecule: messenger RNA, 1083 nt
Organism: Anneissia japonica
Lineage: Eukaryota; Metazoa; Echinodermata; Crinoidea; Comatulida; Comatulidae
Product: major facilitator superfamily domain-containing protein 8-like
Exons: 8
Coding region: 8-1060 (350 amino acids)
Biological process (GO): transmembrane transport
Cellular component (GO): lysosomal membrane
Molecular function (GO): transmembrane transporter activity
Source: RefSeq, a predicted model, not a curated record